AGUUUGUAGAUACCUCAAUUACAACAAUAAUAAAAGGAGAGAAAAGGAGAAGAAAGAAAGAGAAGGAAAGCAAAGGGGGCUCACUCUCUACUUCAAGUCAUUGAAUUAAGUCCUUUCCUUUUCUUUUUAUCUUCCAAUCCUCCUCCUUUUUUAGUUGAAAAAUACAAACUUAUAUUCAUCCCAUGAUUUCAUCCUUCUCUUUUGUCUUCUAUGUUGGCAUCAUCAGAUCCAUUUUCACUUUCUUUACUCUAUAAAUCUUCAUCAUACCCUAAAUUUUCCCCUCACUUUCCCUUUAAACUUAAUUCUCCACAUAACCAAACAAUAUGGGAACUGGAUGGAGAAAAGCCUUCUGUUCUACCAUCCCAAAAGAGAGGGAAAAAGAAAGACCUACGCACCGCCACCAUAACCACCACCACCAAUCACCACAAACGGUUGAUGUACACCCAAUUCCCACUCCUACACCUAAACAUUCCUCUAAAUUAAGCUUAUUUUCUAGCAUUAGUAACCCUUCUACCCCACGUUUACGUGUUCGAACCACCUCAGAUUCAGACAACAGCUCCAGCUCUAACCCGAACACAAACCCGAGCCCGAAACUUCAAUGUAAGUUGGGUUCUAACCCAACUUCUCCUCGUUCUCCUUUUGCCAUUUUAAAGAAUACACUUCGUCUUACUAAGAAUGGAUGUGGAAUAUGUAUGCAAAGUGUAAAAACAGGUCAAGGAAUGGCAAUAUUCACAGCAGAAUGCUCACACACAUUUCAUUUCCCAUGUAUAUCAUCCCAUGUCAGAAAACAAGGCAAUUUGAUCUGUCCAGUCUGUAAUAUCACAUGGAAAGAUGUUCCUCUUCUCUCUUUCCAUAAAAAUAACAACCCAUCUGCAUCUGAUGAAAUCAUUGAUAAGAAAACAAUCACAACCACAAGUACCGCCACAAAAUCCGCCGCCAUAGCUGUCAGUGCACCAGCUACACCUACCGGUAGUGCUCGUAUUCUUUUUGAAGAUAAACGGAUCAUCCAAGCGCAUAAGAAAUCUAAAGAGAAGAACUAUAAUGAUGAUGAACCGCUUUUAUCGCCGAGGUUUAAUCCCAUCCCGGAAGCUGAAGAAACGGAAGAUUCUGAAGAAUUUCAAGGAUUUUUUGUUAAUCCUAAGAAACCUACCAAAGUUAAGUCAAUCGAUCCGUAUAACUCCAUUGAUAAGAAAUCAGAGAGAAGCGUGGAAGUGAAAUUACUACCUGAAGCCGCGGUUGUUUCCGGUAGUCGAUCUCAUGAGACGUAUGCGGUGGCGUUACGAGUCAAAGCGCCGCCUACUACGGCGGAGAUUUUAUCUCCGACGAAUCGUGCGCCGAUUGAUCUGGUGACGGUUCUUGAUAUAAGUGGAAGUAUGAUUGGUCCUAAGCUUCAAAUGCUUAAGCGAGCUAUGAGGCUUGUGAUUUCUUCCUUAAGUUCAUCUGAUCGUCUCUCCAUUGUUGCAUUUUCUUCAACUCCUCAAAGAUUAAUGCCUCUUCGUCGAAUGACAUCUCAAGGUCAGAAAUCUGCUCGAAAAAUCGUUGAUCAUCUUUUUUGUGGACAAGGAACUUCUGUUGGAGAAGCAUUGAAAAAGGCUGGAAAAGUUCUAGAAGAUCGCAGGGAAAAAAAUCCGGUUUGUAGCAUUAUAUUAUUAUCCGACGGUCAAGAUGAUCCUUCAGCGUCAAAUCAACGGCGGGGAAGCUCUAAUGUAUCGUCGACCCGGUUUGCCCAUAUUGAGAUCCCGGUUCACAAUUCCGGGUUCGGGUUUAGACCCCAAGACUCAGAUCAAGAUGCUUUUGCGAAAUGUGUUGGUGGGUUAUUGAGUGUUGUUGUUCAAGAUUUACGGGUUCAACUCGGAUUCUCUUCCGGGUCGGCUCCGGCUGAGAUAAUGGCGGUUUAUUCUUGUAACGGUCGACCGAGUUUAAUGAGUCCUGACUCGGCUCGGCUUGGGGAUUUAUACGCUGAAGAAGAAAGAGAAAUUUUGAUAGAAUUGAAAGUACCCAUGUCAGCUAUUGGGUCCCACCAUGUGAUGUCUGUUCGUUGCAGUUAUAAAGAUCCAGUGACUCAAGAAGUUAUGUAUGGACGUGAGCGGGCCCUACUAGUUCCUCGGCCCCACGCUGUAAGAUCUUCGGAACCGAGAAUUGAACGGCUCCGAAAUCUUUUUAUCUACACUCGAGCCGUAGCUGAGUCUAGACGGCUCGUGGAGCAUUGUGAUUUUAGUAGCGCUUAUCAUUUACUUAAUUCAGCUCGAGCUUUAGUGUUGCAGUCCACGGCUAGCGGCUUGGCUUCAGCCGAGGAAUUUGCGCGCGGGUUAGAAGCUGAGCUGGCGCAUGUUCAUUGGAGGAGAAAUUAUCAUAUGCAAAAGGAACAACAACAAGAAGCUUCUUCUAUGGUUCAACAUAUGGUUGAUGAGAACGGCGAGCCGCUUACGCCGACUUCGGCUUGGCGUGAAGCCGAGAAGCUGGCUAAAAUGGCUAAAAUUAAAAAGUCUCUGAACCGGUCUGUUAGUGAUUUACAUGGGUUUGAAAAUGCUCGGUUUUAAUUUUUUUUUAAUUAAAUUUAAAAACAUAUACAUGGGGUGACGUGGGCACGUGAUGAGAGAGAGGAAACUGAUAAAAGAGACUAGGAAGUACCCGACGGCGCGGGCCUUUAUUGAGCAGAAAGUGGAGAGAGAAAGAAAAGAAGGCCCACUAAGAAUGAUGGAUGUGAAAUGGAUUAUGGGCCUAUUUGGAGGGUCCAUUUCAAUAUAUUGUCUCAUUUGUUUUUCUAUAUUUUGUUUUUGGAAUUUGUAAGGUUUAGAAAACAAAAGAGGGAAAUCCAAUUUAAUGACUAAUGAUUUUUACUCAUUGAAAAAGGAUAGUUGUAAUUUGUAAAUGUAAUGAUGAAAAUCUUUACUAGUAUUCUACUUUUGAUGAAAUUAAUACAAAGCUAGGUCAUGAUUACACCUAUCUCAA
This is a messenger RNA of Amaranthus tricolor (Joseph's coat), 2952 nucleotides long. RefSeq names its product E3 ubiquitin-protein ligase WAV3. The record is from RefSeq and is a predicted model, not a curated record. NCBI's taxonomy places the organism in Eukaryota, Viridiplantae, Streptophyta, Magnoliopsida, Caryophyllales, Amaranthaceae. The transcript has 2 exons. Bases 324 to 2540 code for a protein of 738 amino acids.